AACUUUUGUUAAGUUCUGAGUUUGCGUGCUUGCUUUCUUUUUUGUCGAUGUCGAUGUAGGUUGAAAUAAUGGGAGCCUACAAAUAUAUUCAAGAACUUUACCGGAAAAAACAAAGUGAUGUUCUUAGAUUUUUACUUAGGGUGAGAGUCUGGCAAUAUCGCCAGUUAACUAAAUUGCAUAGGGCACCAAGACCCAGCCGUCCCGACAAAGCUAGAAGACUAGGUUACAGGGCUAAGCAAGGGUUUGUUAUUUAUCGUAUUCGAGUACGUCGUGGAGGUCGCAAACGUCCCGUACCAAAAGGUGCUACCUAUGGUAAACCAAAAAGCCACGGAGUUAAUGAAUUGAAACCAGUCCGUAACUUGCAAGCUAUUGCUGAGGAACGUGUUGGUAGAAGAUGUGGUGGAUUAAGAGUUCUUAAUUCUUAUUGGGUAGGUCAAGACUCAACUUACAAAUACUUUGAAGUCAUUUUGGUUGACCCAUCACACAAAGCUAUUCGCAGAGAUGCUAAAGUUAACUGGAUAGUAAAUGCUGUCCACAAACACAGAGAACUACGGGGCAAGACAUCUGCUGGUAAAUCGUCUCGUGGUUUGGGCAAAGGACAUAGGUUCUCUCAAACUAAAGGAGGAUCCAGACGUGCCGCUUGGCUUAGGAGGAAUUCUUUGCAAUUACGUAGAAAACGUUAAUGUAACUUUUUUUAUAAUUAUAACGUAUAAACUUUAUUCUCAAGUUA
Messenger RNA from Diorhabda carinulata, 730 nucleotides. It is a transcript of the gene RpL15, whose product is annotated as 60S ribosomal protein L15. The record is from RefSeq and is a predicted model, not a curated record. Lineage: Eukaryota; Metazoa; Arthropoda; Insecta; Coleoptera; Chrysomelidae. Gene Ontology annotation, cellular component: cytosolic large ribosomal subunit; ribosome. Gene Ontology annotation, biological process: cytoplasmic translation. Gene Ontology annotation, molecular function: structural constituent of ribosome; RNA binding. The coding region runs from base 69 to 683 and encodes 204 amino acids. The transcript is spliced from 5 exons.